Seriola aureovittata is the source of this 5033-nucleotide messenger RNA. It is a transcript of the gene znf438, whose product is annotated as zinc finger protein 438. Gene Ontology annotation, molecular function: sequence-specific DNA binding; DNA-binding transcription factor activity, RNA polymerase II-specific. Gene Ontology annotation, cellular component: nucleus. The transcript is spliced from 3 exons. The record is from RefSeq and is a predicted model, not a curated record. Lineage: Eukaryota; Metazoa; Chordata; Actinopteri; Carangiformes; Carangidae. Gene Ontology annotation, biological process: regulation of transcription by RNA polymerase II. The coding region runs from base 272 to 2623 and encodes 783 amino acids.
UGCAGUGCUGGUCAGUGGAGGGGGAGAUGAGAGGAGAGCCCCCUCUUCAUCUGGUAAAGAUCCUGCCGUUGGGCAGCUUUCACGCUCCACUGACUGAUCCUUCCAGGAAGUGAGGGGAGGUACAAGGACCCCCCCACAGAGCCCCAGCAUGUACCUUGGCUGCAUGCUGAGCCCAAAUCAAAGGGGGCAGUCUGUCCUAAGCCUGGGGGAGAAAGAGCCUGCUGAGUGUGACCAGAGACAUGGUUGGUAGCAAGUGAGUCCAGCCCUUCAGAUGAAGAGCCUUCAGUUCCGGAACAUCGCCCCCAAGGCCCCGGCCGUGGUGCCCUCCCCCUCCCCUGCGGUCCUGUCCUGCCAGCCUCCCUCUGCCCUCCCUGAGGCUACCACCGCCUCCAGCCCCAAGUCCAUCAUUGUGCCCACCCAAAACUAUGCACUGAUGCAAAUAGCCGGUCAGGAUGGCACGUUCUCCCUGGUGGCGCUGCCCCCUUCUGUCUCCUCCCAGACACCACAGCAACAACAGCAACAAACCCAGUCAAUCCAAAAGAACCUCAAACUGCCCAUUCCCAGAUACCAGCCAGUGAGGAGCAAGGGGACCACAGAUAAGGUCAAAUCACCACCACCAGCUGCCACGAUGAAAAAGGCCUCCAAGGCUACUAUGACAUCACAGACCAAAUCAGUGGUGGGUGGGUCAUCAACAGCUGUAAAGAAAAAACAGGAGUCCAAGCACACAAAAGAAACCUUAGUGCCGAAAGAGGAACCAUCCGAGCAGGUAAUUCUGAUUGACCCGGGCUCCUCGGACAUCUCUGUCACUGCUCUGCUUCCAGACAAUGCUGUCCUGUAUCCCAGCUCUCAGUUGGAGCGAACGCCAGAUGGCUCUGAACGAUCCGCUACAACUGGCCUUAUUCAGAACCUCCAGUACCCCCCUACUGCUGUCAAAAGCUCCCCAGUCAAAUCCUCAGAGGAAAGUAAGACCACAGUGAGGCUGUGCCAAUCCAACCCCACCACAGGCCAGCCCCAGAGCAGUAUCACUGUCCUGUCCCCGGCCAUCUUCAGCAAAGCAGUCCAGAUUAUCCCAUCCCCACCUAAGGGUAAACUGCCCAUUCUGCCCUACUCUAAAAUGAAGAGCACCCUCAUCCCAGCUGCCAAGCUCAGCAGUUUGUCACCAGAGAAGAAGGAUUUCUCCAGCCAGACAGGACACACCAGCCCCAUAGAUCCUACAUCCAAGACCCUCGAGCCAGCCGAAGCUUUGAGUCACAACCAGGUGUCAAACUCUGCUCUACAGCCACAGGCCAAGACCACACUCAUGCCUGUUUUGGGGACCAUCCAGAAACCACCCGGCAAGAAGCGAGGGAGGAAGAGAAAGACAAUGGAAGACAUCUUGGCAUUUGAGGCCCGAAAGAAGAGGUCCUUGUCCUUUUUCCGUAGAAGGGUCCCUGAGAAGCCGCCAGCAGUUGUUCCUGGCUCCAAGCAAAAGGAAGUUGACAUUUCAAAGAAGUACCGGAGCAUCCGCCCCAAGCCCAUGUUGGUUAUGGAAACAGUUCCCCAACUGGUUAGUCUGCCUGCCAUUACCUCAGAAGGCCAGGAACAGGAGCUCGUACUUGGUCCCCAGCUCCCCACCACUACUCCAACCAAGGCCCCUGACUGUCCUCCCCAACCAGCCCCAGUGACCCUCCACCUGAAAGGUGCCUCCCAUCCCAGAGUGUUCAUAGGCAGCCGUCCGCUGCACCGCUGUCCCACCUGUAGCCGCUGUUUCCAGUUCAAGCACCACCUCCAGAGCCACAUGAACAGUCACACCAACAGUCGGCCCUACGCCUGUCCAGUGUGCCGCAAAGCCUACGCUCACUCCGGCAGCCUGAGCACCCACAUGAAGCUUCACCACUCGGAGGUACGACCACGUCGCUCUCUGUGCUGUGAGUUCUGCGAGAAGGCCUUUGGGUAUGUGGGGGUGUACUUCAGUCAUCUGAGAGAGGUCCAUAAGGUGGUGCUGACCGUAGAACCGUCGAUCAGCCAUCAUGAGGAUGACAUGUCUAUUGAGGGGGCCAACUCCCCAGAGCCAUCAGAUGAGCAGGACCAUGAAGACCCCGUGGAGCUGCAGAUCAAAUGUGGUCGUUGUCAGGCGAUCACUCCCACCUUUGCUGACAUGAAGAUGCACUUACUGUACGUGCACAGGGAAGAGGUCCAGGUUCGACUUUAUGAUGGCCAACCUUUGCGGGGGGGCCGCGAGGUUGAGAAAGAACUGGUCAAGCACGCAGCCCACUAUUGGCGGCAAUUCAACGAGAAACACAACCUGGUAAAGUGCGGCAGCUGUGACGAGGAGUUCUUCUCCUUCUCCAAGCUCAAGAGGCACAUCAUGUCCCACCACCGGGGAAGAGAGGGGACAGACAGCGCGACCAUCUCAUCACCAGACAGCGGUGGAGGACUCGGUGUCCUUGCGGCAGGUGCAGCCUUUAACUGUGUGCUGUGCAGCGAGGUACUGGACACUAAGGAGGGGGUUAUGGAGCACUGGAGGAGUUGCCACCACUGUGAGAAACCCAGCCUGCUCUGGGACGCCCUGAGCUCCUACCCUGGCCAGGAAGAAUGUGAGGCGGACGGGGAUCUGGACACUCCUGCUCUAAGCCCACACUAACCAGCCUGGCCCUCGGAGGGCAUGGAGCCCUUCACUGUGGCUCCUCCUCAUACACACUCAGUCCUAACAAUCAGCAGCACAGGGAUGGAGGGUCUCUCUUAUGUCUUUUACCACUAGUUUCAUCUUUCACCAGUUCAGGCUUUUGACGUGGGCCAAAAGAAAGGAAAGGAAAAAGAAUGGUGAAAACUGAUCUUUGUGUUACAUUUCAUAAGAGAGAUUCUCUCUAGGUCAGAAAAUCCAAUUUUAUAAACAAUAUUAUUUUCCAUGUUAUUUUGAUUGCACUGUUUUUAUUUGUUUUUUGUUUUGUUUUUUUUUUUACUUCAUUUUGUUUGGAGGUAUGUAUUUAAUAUCCUGUUGGAAAUUAGAUGAUUAUUUUUUUCUACUGCUUAUUUAAAUGUUACUAAAUGGCUUAUUUAUAACCAAGCUGACACAGUGAAACUGUUAGAUGGUCAUUUCACCCAAACACUUACCUCUUGUGGUAUCUAGCCAUGCAUAUCAUUUGGUUUUAUGUGCUCAGUUUUUGCGAUAUCUGUUGCUGAGAUUUCUGCCUCCAAUCUAGAGGAAAAAUUUGAUUUCAAAAGUUCAGCACAACAACAUUUGUUUAGGCGAUUUAUGAUUAGCAGAGUGAUGACGAGGGAGAGAGAAAUGCAGAAAUAGGUCCUAGGGCAGAUACAAACCAGAGAUGUUGUGAUUCAUCUUAAAGCCAGUUAUUUAACUUGGAAGACAAAUACAUGUUCAGUUUAUAAACUGUCAUUUUUAAAUACUGCAUCUUCCACAAAAACAAUUGAAUUGACCUCCAUUGUUUUGGAUUGCGCAGUAAUUUUAAUGAUGACGUCUUUGACAUCGACUGAAACAACCAAGAUGAUCUGCGUGGCUGAAUAGCACCGUGGGAAUGUGUGAAAUAUGUUUUUUGUUUAUUUCUUUUGAAUCGGGUGGAGUGAUCUUUUGAAAUACUGAGAAAUGUAAAUCUCACAACAAGGGCACACUGUCUACUGUCACACUGGCUGACAAUUUAUCUACUGGCCUUGGAUUAUUACAGGUUAAAAGACGUUUUAUGCGAUAUUGCUCGUGUAACAGAAAAAUCAAUAUUUUCAGUUAUGACUUGAACUUUCAGUCUGACUAAGGGCAGUAUUAGGGUCCUCUGUCAACUUGGAUCCAUGAAGAAAACACUUUUCUAACCAGCACCCAAGUGACAUCCUUGUGGCCUUCUGAAAAAAAAAAAAAAAAAUCGUUCAUGCGUAAUGUGGCUUAUCAUCAGUAUGGUCCUCUGUAGGCCAAGUUCUAUCUCCUUGACUUGUUGAUUAAUGCCUCUAUGUGUAUUCUAUGAUAUGCCAAGGGUCUAUUCACACUAGUGAUUGUAGAAGUGAGUUUUGCAUUUAAGCUUUUUAACCACUGACGGAAAACUGUUUGUCGAUUUAGUAAACACGCAAAGGAAACCAUCGAAUUGCCUACCUGUCGUUGCCAGCUCAUGUAUGCACCUGUGGAAUUGUGUGCACCCAGACUCUAUGAUUAGAGCUAAUAUAAACCGUUGUCAAGUCCAGAAAAAUAUGCUAUUUUAUACUCUAGAUUAAUACAGAUCUUUUAGUAUAUUUAUGCUUGUGGUUGGUCCUUAAAGAACCAGCACCGAGACAGUUGUUAUGUUUGCUUCUCCUAGUUUGGGGGACGCUUGAUGUCUUGUUAUUUGGUUGGGAGUUCAUUACUACAUGGCAAGUACCUCUGUUAACAUUUGUCUGUGUUUAUCUUUCAUAUAAAAAAAUAUCACAGGGUCAAGUGAAUGUACCUGAAUGUUUUAAAAACCCUACCAAAAGUAUAUGCUAUAUAGACUUAUUCUAUAGAUAGAAGAUAUAGAUAUAUUGAGAAAAAAAACAUAUAUAUAUUUACAUAGAGUAACUAGUGAAUCAGCUGCUUUGUUCUGUCACAGUGGAGGAGGGGAAACGAGAUGAAUAUAUCAUUGCCAAACCUGGCAACAAAAGCCAUGCAGAGCUGUCCUUAUGUGUCUGACACAAAGCGUAGGACUGUGAAUGAAGGGCAAAGCACUGAUGUGUACAUGUCGCACUGAGUGAGUCAAAUGCAGCAUACUGUACUACUGUUCAUUGAAUGCCAUGUUUGCGUGUUCAUCAGUGAACUGUCCUUUGUUUCCAUGCCCUCAACACAAACCAGGAAGUGACAGAAGUAAGGGUCAGACUCUUCUUUCCUCAGUUUAGAUGAGAAACACACACGACUGUCAGCACAAGUCCGAAAGUGAAAAACCCCACACCAGGUGAUAUAAUGUGUUUGGCUCAUUCAAUCUGUUGACGGUGUCCUAAAAAACAAAACAAACAAAAAAAAAAAAGACUGAAAGUGUUUGUGCUCUGUUUGUGUAUCUGAAGAACCUGAUGUUUAUGAGAAUAAAGAUAUGCUUUGUUGAAGA